Messenger RNA from Aureobasidium musti, 498 nucleotides. The record is from the annotation of a GenBank genome assembly. Lineage: Eukaryota; Fungi; Ascomycota; Dothideomycetes; Dothideales; Saccotheciaceae.
AGCGUCCAGUGCUUCGGCAAGAAGAAGACCGCCACCGCUGUUGCCCACUGCAAGCAGGGCCAGGGCCUCAUCAAGGUCAACGGCCAGCCCAUCUCGCUCGUCCAGCCCGAGAUCCUCAGAUUCAAGGUCUACGAGCCUGUCCUCAUCCUCGGCCUCGACAAGUUCGGUAUGCGAUUACCUAUUCUCCCGGAAAGACAGCAAAAGAGCAAUGGAUGUAAAAGAGCAUGGGACACAAGGACGGAAGAUGGAUCUGGAGACAUUGCACGCAGCUGGGAUCUUUUCCGCGUCUCCGGUGGUGGUCACACUUCCCAGGUCUACGCCAUCCGCCAGGCUAUUGCCAAGUCCAUCAAGUUCGUCGAUGAGCACUCCAAGAACCAGCUGAAGCAGGCUCUUGUCGCCUACGACCGCACACUCCUCGUCGCCGACAACAGAAGAUGCGAGCCCAAGAAGUUCGGUGGUAAGGGUGCCCGCUCGCGCUUCCAGAAGUCCUACCGUUAA